Molecule: messenger RNA, 2833 nt
Organism: Tachyglossus aculeatus (Australian echidna)
Lineage: Eukaryota; Metazoa; Chordata; Mammalia; Monotremata; Tachyglossidae
Gene: LIN9
Product: lin-9 DREAM MuvB core complex component
Exons: 14
Coding region: 118-1590 (490 amino acids)
Biological process (GO): DNA-templated transcription; regulation of cell cycle; regulation of transcription by RNA polymerase II
Cellular component (GO): transcription repressor complex; nucleoplasm
Molecular function (GO): DNA binding
Source: RefSeq, a predicted model, not a curated record
GCAAAAGCACUUGUCAGUUUAAAAGAGGGAAGUUUAUCUAACACAUGGAAUGAGAAAUAUAGUUCCUUACAAAAAACACCUAUUUGGAAAGGCAAGAACAUAGGUGCCACUGUGGAGAUGCCCUUCAGAAAUUCAAAACGAAGCCGUCUCUUUUGUGAAGAAGAUGACAGACAGUUAAGUACAAGGUCACCUAAAAGAAACCAGAGAGUGGCAAUGGUUCCACAGAAGUUUACUGCAACAAUGUCAACGCCAGACAAGAAAGCUUCACAGAAGAUUGGCCUCCGUCUACGUAACCUACUCAAACUGCCCAAAGCACACAAAUGGUGCAUAUAUGAGUGGUUCUACUCAAAUAUAGAUAAACCGCUUUUUGAAGGAGAUAAUGAUUUCUGUGUGUGUCUGAAAGAGUCUUUUCCUAAUUUGAAGACCCGGAAAUUAACAAGAGUGGAAUGGGGGAAAAUCAGACGGCUUAUGGGGAAACCACGGAGGUGUUCUUCUGCAUUUUUUGAAGAAGAGAGGUCAGCUUUGAAACAGAAAAGGCAAAAAAUUCGGCUCCUGCAGCAGAGGAAAGUUGCAGAUGUUUCACAAUUUAAAGAUCUACCAGAUGAAAUUCCUCUGCCAUUGGUUAUAGGAACAAAAGUUACAGCAAGAUUGCGGGGUGUUCACGACGGACUGUUCACUGGACAGAUCGAUGCUGUAGACACACUUAAUGCUACUUACAGAGUUACUUUUGACAGGGCCGGAUUGGGAACUCAUACGGUCCCGGACUAUGAAGUUCUUAGCAAUGAGCCUCAUGAAACAAUGCCAAUUGCCGCCUUUGGACAGAAGCAACGACCCUCUCGUUUCUUCAUGACCCCACCACGGUUACAGUACACACCGCCUCUCCAGUCGCCAAUUACAGACAGUGAUCCUUUGUUAGGACAGUCACCAUGGAGAAAUAAAAUUUCAGGCACAGAUACUGAAACGUUAGGAGGUUUUCCAGUAGUAUUCCUUAUCCAAGUGACCAGAUUAUCAAAAAUUCUUAUGAUCAAAAAGGAACACAUCAAGAAAUUAAGGGAGAUGAACACAGAAGCAGAAAAAUUGAAAUCCUAUUCCAUGCCUAUUGGCAUUGACUUUCAGAGGAGAUAUGCAACUAUUGUUCUAGAUCUGGAACAACUCAAUAAGGACCUAAACAAAGUUUUGCAUAAAGUUCAACAGUAUUGUUAUGAGCUUGCUCCAGAUCAAGGCCUCCAACCUGCAGACCAGCCAACAGAUAUGAGGCGCAGGUGUGAAGAAGAAGCCCAGGAAAUUGUCCGGCAAGCAAAUGCAACGACAGGGCAGCCUUGUGUUGAAAAUGAAACGCUAACGGAAUUAAUCGCUAGGCUCACAGCAAUAUUAUUGCAGAUUAAGUGCCUUGCAGAAGGAGGUGACCUGAAUUCAUUUGAAUUCAAAUCGCUAACAGAUUCAUUAAAUGACAUCAAGAGUUCAUUAGAUACCUCCAAUAUCAGUUGUUUUCAGAAUAAUGUUGAGAUCCAUGUUGCACAUAUUCAGAGUGGCCUGAGCCAGAUGGGAAAUUUACAUGCCUUUGCAGCUAAUAAUACCAACAGAGACUGAAAAGAAAGUGUAAUUAUUCCAAGUGUACAGAACAAUUUUGGAAAAUCCUUUUUCCUUAUAUAGGCUUCCAACACCAAAUAACCUGACUGCUAGUGACAACAGAAAAGAAAAUGUCCCAAUGUUUUGCUUCUUGAGAAACCAGCAUUACGUUAUACUUUACUGUUUAUUAUAUAAAAACAGUAGCUUUGCUUAAGACGCAUAUGUUUAUUAGCAAGUAUUGUUUUAAACUGAGAAUGUCUGAGCAUAUUUUCAUAUAAUUAGAAUAUAUGAACCGUCUUAAAAAACAAAGAUAACUAGGGCUCCUGCAGACAACUUGACUGAUGCUGUGGAGUGAAGAGGAAUGGUUCUCUUGUGCAGAUGAGUGGCUGUAUUGAAGUUGCUUCACCUAGAAAACAUUGAGUCUUAUUUUUAGGAUGACUUACCAUCUCAAACUCUAGUCCUCAAAAGAUAGAAAGAAUUGAGUUGUUGGUUAUGAAGAAGCCACUGGAAUAUGGAUAGCAAAUGUGGACUUUACUACAAGUAGAUAUAGUGUACACUUGAGGGUGUGGGGCCGUUUGGUUAGAACAGUGGAUAGCUUUGAAAUGUUUUAAUUUAUCAUAAUUUAUAAAAAGAAGCUUUUGUCUUUUGCCUAUUGAAGGAAAAUGAAGGAGCAGGAAAAAAACCCACAAAACUGCAACAUGCUAAACUCCAGCUAGUGGAUUAGGCAUGUCUUUUUCCCUCAAUUCAGGGCAAAAGAUGUUUGUUGAGGCAUUUAUACGAAUGACUGGUAACACACUAUUUUCAUAUUUUGUUUGUUUGCACAACUUAUAAAGUAGAUUACUGGUUAUAAUGCAACUGUACACAAUUUAUGUAAAGUGAAAGAUUUUUAUAAUGAAAACAAAGAUAACCAGGAAAAAAAAAGGUUUAAAGAAAGUUAAAACCUGCCAAGAAUAUUCUGGAAUGUUAAUCUUGUAAAAAGUGUGUAUUUGGAUUGUUUAACAGAGAGUAUUGUAAAGUUUCAGUGUAAUAAAUUGUUUUCAGAUUUGGAUUUUAGGAGAUAGCUCGCAGAGGUGGUUUUGAUUAUUUUCAUGCCUCAUAAAAUGAGGCUUUUUAUAUGUUAAUGUAUAAAGAAAAUUUAAACCAGAUUAUUUUCAAUUUGAAAAUUUUAUAUAGUUUAAAAAUGCUUCUGUAUUCUUUGUUGGUACUGUGCCACUGCAAAACUUUAGUGCAGAGUUUAUAUUUAGCUAAACUUGUUCUGUUUAAG